CAGGACUAUAUUAGCUCUAGGUUACUACAUAAGUUUGGACAAACCACCAGCUCGUAUACGCAACGUCAGACUGCCAAACGAACCAUUUAUGCAAUCCAAUGGCUACAAACCAGCUCCUUUGGAUCUCAGCGCCGUAACUCUUACCCCAAAGAUGGAUGAAUUAGUGGAUCAAUUAGCUGAAAACACCCACAAUUUAUGGGCUAGAGAAAGGAUACAGCAAGGGUGGACGUAUGGGCUAAAUGAGGAUCCAGAUAUGAACCGAUCACCUCACUUAGUACCGUAUCCUAAAGUAGAUGACGCCAUCAAAAAAGCAAACAGAGAUACUGCGUCUGAAACAGUACGGACUUUACUCGUUUACGGAUAUAACCUGGAUCCCCCCACUGGGGAACAGCAUGAAGCUUUACUAGCUGAAGCCUCAAGACAAAAGCAAGCAGAGUUCAGAACUUACAGAGCAGAGAAGAACUAUGCAGUUAGCUCGGGAAAAUGGUACUUUGAAUUUGAAAUACUCACUGCAGGACCAAUGAGAGUUGGUUGGGCCCACGCUGACAUGCCCCCAGGUAUGAUGCUGGGACAAGAUGAAAAUUCGUGGGCCUUUGAUGGUUAUAAUGAGGAAAAAGUCUAUUCCGGUAGCGUGGAGUCGUUUGGGAAGCAAUGGGCUGUUGGUGACGUAGUAGGGGUCUUCCUUGAUCUCAUAGACAAGACGAUAAGUUUCUCGCUGAAUGGUGAAUUGCUGAUGGAUGCGUUGGGUGGUGAGACUACAUUUGCGGACGUUCAAGGAGAUAACUUUGUACCCGCUUGCACACUUGGUGUUGGGCAAAAAGCUAGGUUAUCGUAUGGACAGGACGUUAACUCUUUGAAGUAUUUUACAACGUGUGGUCUUCAAGAAGGCUAUGAACCAUUUUGCGUUAACAUGAAACGUGAUGUAACCCAUUGGUACACGAAAGAUCAACCUAUCUUUGAAAACACCGACGAAAUGAUAGACACCAGGAUUGACGUUACUAGAAUUCCCGCAGGGUCAGAUACCCCGCCUUGUUUAAAAAUUUCUCACAAUACUUUCGAAACAAUGGAGAAGGCUAAUUGGGAGUUCUUGCGACUUUCGCUUCCCGUAAUAUGUCAUUCGGAGUUUAUUGAUGAAUCAGAGAAAGCUCGUCGUUGGAUAGAAAUCAAGGAACGUCAACAGGUUCUGAUGAAGGAAGCGACUGAAGCCCAAAUGCCGGCGCACAUUGAUCAAAUCAUGCGCAGUGGAUUCACUAUGAACGAUAUAAAAGGUCUACACUAUGAUGAGAACCAAGAAGAAGUAAAACUGAAGAGGCAGCCUUCACGACCGCCGCGGAAGGGUUCUAUCACUCGCAACGUCACUAUACAGAAUUACAAUUUACAGCCAGGCCAAAAUGGUAUGAACCGAUCGACGAGUGAAGCAGAAAUGUCCAAAUACGAACUCGGAGUCCAAAAUUUGCCGGAAGAUACAAAGAAGGAUAAGAGAGGAAGAUCUCCUUUCAAGUUCUUCAGAAGCAAACGCGGUGAGAGUGGAGACAGGGGCAAAUCGAGAAAGUCCAAAACCCCAGACCCCUACACGACGGAUACUGAGGUGUCGCCAGAUAGGGGCAUGGCCAGGCGUCCUAACCCACAGAUACGGAUAUCGCAAGCAAAUCAGAGGUAUAACGCGCAAAAUAGGAAUAACGGGAUGAAUAUGUACGACAGUCAAGGUGCAUUAAACACCAACUUAACUGUUGCAACUCCGACGCAAGAUCGAAAACAAAUGACAACAGCUACCCUAGACAAGUCCGCCACAGAGACGAUUGGCAAUGAAAUAUUCGACGCCGAGUGCUUGAAACUGAUCAACGAAUACUUUUAUGGUGUCAGAAUAUUCCCCGGUCAAGAUCCAACCCACGUGUAUAUAGGAUGGGUGACGACGCAAUACCAUCUACAUUCAAAAGAUUUCAAUCAAAAUAAAGUGACCAAGUCUUCUGUCAUCAUUACUGAUGAUUACGACAGAGUGAUUGAGAGUGUGAAUCGUCAAUCCUGCUACAUGGUUCGAGCUGAUGAGUUGUACAAUGAGGUGAUGGCUGAAGCCACUGCUAAAGGUGCUUCACAAGGAAUGUUUAUUGGUUGCUCUGUCGACACCUCAACUGGCACUGUCUCCUUUACUUGCGAGGGCAAGGACACGAGUAUUAAAUUUAAGAUGGAACCAGAGACAAAAUUAUUCCCAGCGAUCUUUGUAGAAGCCACGUCAAAGGAGAUCCUUCAAAUUGAGCUUGGAAGAUCCUCCACUAGCUUGCCGCUGAGUGCCGCAGUGCUGCCAACUAGCGACAAACACGUGAAUCCGCAGUUCCCACCUAGAUUGAAAGUUCAGUGCUUGAAACCGCAUCAGUGGGCAAGGGUUCCAAACCAAAGCCUUCAAGUGCACGCCUUGAAGCUUUCCGAUAUCCGCGGUUGGUCUAUGCUAUGUGAAGAUGCGGUUUCUAUGCUGGCUUUACAUAUACCCGAGGAAGAUCGUUGUAUAGAUAUCUUGGAGUUGAUCGAGAUGGACAAACUUUUGAGCUUCCACGCUCACACAUUGACACUAUAUGCGGCUCUCUGCUAUCAGAGUAAUUACAGAGCCGCCCACGCGCUGUGCCAACAUGUUGAUCAAAAGCAACUGCUAUAUGCCAUCCAGUCUCAAUACAUGUCAGGACCUCUUCGUCAGGGAUUCUAUGAUCUACUCAUCGCUCUCCACUUGGAGUCACACGCUACCACUAUGGAGGCCUGUAAAAAUGAGUUCGUCAUACCCCUCGGACCAGAACUCAAAUCGCUCUACGAAGAUCUGGAAAUGUGUCACAGCUUAAGGUCACUGCAGACUGAAAGUGUUCGUCCACAGAUGAACAUGACUAAUAUUGCUGAGAACAUAUCGGACAUAAGCAAUCUCUAUUCCCCUUACUUCCCGUUGGAAGUGGUUCGCGAGUUCGUGAUGCAGGCGUUGGCUGAAGCAGUGGAAACCAAUCAGGUUCACAACAGGGAUCCAACUGGGGGCAGUAAUGAGAACCUCUUUCUACCUCUUAUUAAGCUAGUAGACCGUCUCCUCUUAGUUGGAAUGAUGCGCGAUGAAGAUGUUGAAAAACUUCUCAUCAUGAUUAAUCCUGAGACUUGGGAUCCUACGUUUGAUAAAGAGGGCAAAGACGAGCACAGAAAAGGUCUACUUCACAUGAAAAUGGCCGAAGGAGCUAAGCUGCAAAUGUGCUACUUACUACAGCAUCUCAACGAUAUUCAACUGAGGCACAGAGUAGAAUCAAUAAUUGCGUUCGCGCACGAUUUCGUCGGAGAUCUACAGACUGAUCAGUUAAGGCGUUACACCGAAAUCAAACAGUCGGAUUUGCCGAGCGCUGUCGCUGCUAAGAAGACAAGGGAAUUCCGUUGUCCACCGCGAGAACAGAUGAAUGCUAUAUUAAGCUUCAAACAUAUGGAAGAUGAGGACCCAGAAAAUUGUCCAUGCGGGGAAGACCUGAUCGCUCGUAUGAAUGAAUUCCACGAGGUUUUAAUGUCCCACGUGUCAUUAAGCGCGUUGCAGGAACCAGACGGUGACCAAUCUAAUGAACCAGAAGUAAAACCAGGGGCAUUUGGCAAAAUUUACAACAUCAUCAACACCGUUAAGGAACUAGAAGAUGAACCAAAGGCUAUUGAAGAGGAACCGAGGAAGACGCCAGAGGAGAAGUUCCGCAAAGUACUGAUUCAAACAAUAGUGAACUGGGCUGAAGAGUCGCAGAUAGAGACGCCAAAACUUGUCAGAGAGAUGUUCAGCCUUUUAGUAAGACAAUACGAUGCUGUUGGUGAACUGAUUCGAGCACUAGAAAAGACUUACGUCAUUAACGCUAAAACGAAGCAGGACGUUGCCGAGAUGUGGGUUGGGUUGAGUCAAAUAAGAGCUCUCUUACCAGUCCAAAUGAGUCAAGAAGAGGAGGAGCUGAUGAGGAAGCGAUUAUGGAAACUUGUCAACAACCACACGUUCUUCCAGCAUCCUGAUUUAAUUAGAGUGUUACGCGUUCACGAAAACGUCAUGGCGGUGAUGAUGAACACGUUGGGUCGACGUGCGCAGGCGCAGUCAGAUGCACCAGCUACCUCCCCCCCAACACCCGAAGACAAAGAAAAGGAUACAUCACACGAAAUGGUUGUAGCCUGCUGUCGUUUCCUCUGCUACUUCUGUAGAACGGGCAGGCAGAACCAGAAGGCUAUGUUUGACCAUUUUGACUUUCUCCUCGAGAACUCCAAUAUCCUGUUAUCCAGGCCUUCGUUGAGAGGUUCGACGCCGCUUGAUGUCGCCUACUCUAGUUUAAUGGAGAACACGGAAUUGGCUUUGGCGUUGAGGGAGCACUAUCUAGAAAAGAUUGCUGUAUAUUUGUCACGCUGUGGACUGCAAAGUAACUCCGAGCUGAUAGAGAAAGGGUAUCCUGACCUGGGUUGGGAUCCAGUUGAAGGCGAACGAUAUCUGGACUUCUUAAGAUUCUGCGUUUGGGUUAACGGUGAAAGCGUAGAAGAAAAUGCCAAUUUAGUCAUCCGUCUUCUAAUAAGAAGACCAGAGUGUUUAGGACCGGCGUUAAGAGGUGAAGGCGAAGGUCUGCUUAAGGCUAUAGUAGACGCAAAUAAAAUGAGUGAAAGAAUCGCAGAUAGAAGAAAGCUAAGGGACUUAGAACAGGAAGGAGAUAUUACGUUCAGUCACCCAUUACCGGAAUCUGAUGAAGAUGAGGACUAUAUAGACACAGGUGCCGCCAUACUAAAUUUCUACUGUACUCUUGUGGACUUGCUGGGUCGUUGCGCGCCAGAUGCAUCUGUUAUCGCUCUUGGCAAAAACGAGUCGCUUAGAGCUCGUGCUAUCCUACGUUCAUUGGUACCGCUGGAAGACCUGCAAGGAGUUCUAAGUUUGAGGUUUACUCUGAACAAUCCAGCCGCCGGAGAGGAAAGACCAAAGUCGGAUAUGCCAUCUGGAUUAAUACCAGGACACAAGCAAAGCGUAGGGCUCUUCUUAGAACGAGUGUACGGCAUUGAGACACAAGAACUCUUCUAUCGUCUUCUAGAAGAAGCUUUCUUGCCUGAUCUUCGAGCGGCGACAAUGCUGGACAGAAACGAUGGUUGCGAGUCUGACAUGGCCCUAUCAAUGAACAGAUAUAUUGGAAACUCAAUUUUGCCGCUUCUUAUUAAACACGCGAACUUCUACAAUGAAGCUGAAAACUACGCUAGUUUGUUGGAUGCUACUCUUCAUACCGUUUAUCGGUUAUCCAAGAACCGUAUGUUAACAAAGGGACAGAGAGAAGCGGUGUCAGAUUUCCUAGUCGCCCUCACAUCGGCCAUGCAGCCUUCCAUGUUGCUGAAGUUGCUACGAAAAUUGACAGUUGACGUGUCACGGCUCUCGGAAUAUACUACAGUUGCUUUGAGGCUAUUGACACUCCACUACGAGCGUUGUGCUAAGUACUACGGCAGCACAAGCGGCCAAGGAUCCUAUGGCUCGUCUUCGGAUGAAGAAAAGAGACUUACCAUGAUGCUGUUCUCCAAUAUAUUCGACUCGCUCAGCAAAAUGGACUACGAGCCAGAAUUGUUCGGCAAAGCUCUGCCUUGUUUGAUCGCUAUCGGGUGUGCUCUCCCGCCAGACUAUUCACUCUCUAAAAACUAUGAUGACGAGUUUUAUGGAAAAGAAACUCAAGCUACAGAUAACCCACAAUACGAUCCACAACCGAUAAACACUUCUUCGGUAGCUCUGAACAACGACCUGAACACUAUUGUACAGAAGUUUUCUGAACAUUACCACGACGCUUGGGCGUCCAGAAAAAUUGAGAACGGCUGGGUCUACGGUGAUUCCUGGUCGGAUAGUCAGAAAACACAUCCACGUCUGAAACCCUACAAUAUGCUGAAUGAUUAUGAGAAAGAACGUUAUAAGGAACCAGUGCGUGAGUCUUUGAAAGCGCUCUUGGCUAUCGGCUGGUCAGUAGAACACUCCGAAGUGGACAUCCCUACCAAUAAUAGAAGUUCCAUGAGAAGACAGUCUAAGACUGGAAUCGAUUCAGCAACUCCAUUCAAUUACAAUCCUCACCCAGUGGACAUGACUAAUCUUACUCUAUCGAGGGAGAUGCAGAAUAUGGCUGAAAGAUUAGCUGAGAAUGCCCACGACAUCUGGGCUAAGAAGAAGAAGGAGGAACUGGUAACUAAUGGUGGAGGAAUACACCCUCAGCUUGUCCCAUACGACCUACUAACCGACAAAGAAAAGAAGAAGGAUCGCGAACGGUCUCAGGAGUUUCUAAAAUACCUCCAGUACCAAGGGUACAAAUUACACAGACCCAGUAAAGCAACACAAAGUGACACGGAACAAGCCGCUACUGGUGUUUCAAUAGAGCUUAGAUUCGCGUACUCGUUGCUGGAAAAGUUAAUCCAAUAUAUAGAUAGAGCUACUAUCAACAUGAAGCUCUUGAAACCAUCGACUACCUUCAGCAGAAGAUCCAGUUUUAAGACUAGCACGAGGGAUAUUAAAUUUUUCUCCAAGGUGGUUCUCCCGCUGAUGGAGAAGUAUUUCUCCACACACCGCAACUACUUCAUAGCAGUGGCUACAGCUACAAACAACGUCGGUGCUGCUAGUUUAAAAGAGAAAGAAAUGGUUGCAGCUUUAUUCUGCAAAUUGGCUAGUCUAUUGAGAUCGAGGUUAGCAGCUUUUGGCCCUGAUGUACGAAUAACAGUUCGCUGCCUUCAAGUGCUGGUGAAAGGUAUCGAUGCCAAGUCGCUAGUGAAGAACUGCCCAGAGUUCAUUAGAACUUCCAUGUUGACAUUCUUCAAUAACUUGGCUGAUGAUCUGGGACAUACGAUCUCGAAUUUACAAGAGGGCAAAUAUGCACACCUGCGUGGAACCCAUUUGAAAACAUCUACCUCAUUGGGCUACAUAAACGGAGUGAUGCUACCAGUGUUAACGGCAAUGUUCGACCAUCUUGCAAACUGCGAAUAUGGAGCUGAUUUACUGCGUAAGUUAUUCUUUGAUUCAGCAUCUCUUCCCACCCGCCAUUUACCCCCCUAA
Molecule: messenger RNA, 7024 nt
Organism: Leptosia nina
Lineage: Eukaryota; Metazoa; Arthropoda; Insecta; Lepidoptera; Pieridae
Source: the annotation of a GenBank genome assembly